CUCUGCCAUGGGUUCCCUCAGCAGGGUGUCGAGAGACGAGGCGCACGAGUCGUCUCUGGUGGAGAAGGCCAAGUUCUACACGUCGCUGUGCCUGGGCACCGUCGCCGUCGUCUCGGUCUUCGUUUUCCUCUUCCUGAUCCCGUUCGUCGUCGACCCGGCGGUGUCGACCAUCGUGGCGGACUACGACCCGGAGCCGGUGACGUGCGCCACGACGGAGCACGUGUACGCCGAGGGGCUGCACAACUGCUCGUGGGCCUCCUGCCGCGAGGGCUGCACGUCCGCGGCGCCGCGCUGCCACCAGAUCCUCGUCAACUACAGCCGCCGCGCGUUCGCUGCCGGCGCAGACCCGCCCGCCGACUGGGACGUGGUCAACACGCGCUUCUUCGUGAACGCAGAGGGCUGCGGAUACCCACCCAAGGUUAACUGUACGGUUUUUGCCAAGCAGUAUGGUGAAGUUGGGAAACAACCAUUUCCUUGUUACUACAGCCGCACCUAUCCAGAGAUGGUUGUUGCACAGUACAGUUGGGAAGAUAACUUACGUCAGCUAAUAUUGUCACUUCUCAUACCAAAUUUGAUAUUUGGUGUGUCAGUGGGUGUUUUGUGCUACUGGUACUGUCCUGGUUGUGGCAAUGGUUGUGGCCAGAGUGCCAAUAAAUUCCCAUGCAAGGAGGAGUGAGUACCUAACAUGUACAUUCACCAUUUGAGAAGUCUAAUGUUACAUGAAUCUAAACUGUUGCUUGUGAUAACUUCAACUUGUGCUGAUAACUUGAUGCUUCUUUUUGUCACUGAAUGAAAUAAAUAAUACAUUAUAAAAAUUUUGAAGUCAGGAUAUUUUUCUUGGAUACUGUUGAGAUAUAUUAUAUUAAAUGGCUUUGAAUAAAUAAGAAAGGACAGUAGUGAACCAACUGCUGAUACAGCUUACAGCUCAAGUUAUGAGUUCAGGAUUAGUACUCGAGCACCCAUAAACAAUUAAAGAGAAAGUUUUGUGCUUGUCUGGCAGUAAAUUAGAGAAACGUUUGCUGUUCUUCAUGAUUCUUUCUUCAUAUUCUUACAAAUUACUUCACUGUUAGCUAGAAAUAAUUUUUUAUACUCUACCUUAAAAUUGUUAAAACAAUUUUUAAAUUAUGUUACGUUGCAAGAAUAGUAUCAGUUCCAGUUCUGUAUGUAUGUAAAUGUCCAGACUUUGUACUUCAGAAAUGCAUGGAUAAUUGUGAUAUGUACUGUAAGAAUGUAAAGUCCCUUAUGCAAGUUUAUACACAACAGUGCAAUUUGGGGAAAACAAGAUCUGCACUUAUCAUUUUAAAUUAAAUACAGAAUGGCAAACAGAAUAAAAAUAGUCAAUAGUAUUUUUAGCUUUUAAAUUAAUAAUUUUCUUCUAAAAAGCUAGAAGAGUAAUAUGUUAACACUGCACACCUCCUUCAACUUCAGAUAUGUUUCAAAUUCUAUCCUUCAUUUCAGUCACUGAGGAUAAUCUCCUCAGUCCAAAACAAUUAUUGAUUGCUUUUAGUGUGUUUGAUUUAUGAUCAGGAUUUACAACAUUAACAGGAAUAAAGAUCUGUUUUCCUAAAAUUGUGUGUUUCCCAUACUGUAUUUUCCAAUAUUAAACACACAAAAUAUCGCAUGUGGUAUUUGUCAAAACCUAUCCAAAUAUUUAAUUACAGUGUAACACAA
Messenger RNA from Schistocerca americana (American grasshopper), 1671 nucleotides. RefSeq names its product protein tipE (gene Teh2). Gene Ontology annotation, biological process: regulation of sodium ion transport. The coding region runs from base 8 to 676 and encodes 222 amino acids. NCBI's taxonomy places the organism in Eukaryota, Metazoa, Arthropoda, Insecta, Orthoptera, Acrididae. The transcript is spliced from 2 exons. The record is from RefSeq and is a predicted model, not a curated record. Gene Ontology annotation, molecular function: sodium channel regulator activity.